Messenger RNA from Drosophila sechellia, 1319 nucleotides. RefSeq names its product ELMO domain-containing protein 2. Lineage: Eukaryota; Metazoa; Arthropoda; Insecta; Diptera; Drosophilidae. Bases 192 to 1142 code for a protein of 316 amino acids. The record is from RefSeq and is a predicted model, not a curated record. The transcript has 2 exons. Gene Ontology annotation, molecular function: GTPase activator activity.
AUAAUACAUUGGAUUUGUUAUUGUUGCGAGUCAAUCAUAAAAGCUAUCUAAAGACAACUCUUAAAAGUGCAAUAUAGUAGAUAGAAACUUAAGGCUGUGAUCAAAAGCCAAUCCUCAUGUGUUGCCCUGGCAACCGGGCGCAAACAAACGAAAUCGGGAAAUCUCAAUAGUUCUCUUCGCCGCUUAGUAAAAUGUUUAUUCUCGACCGAAUACUGCCUUUUAUUUUUAGCUAUAUAAGGCCCUUUAUAAAGUGGUUCCUGCACGCCUUCACCAGGCUCUCGGAGCUCCAGAGGAUUUGCUAUGGAGCGAGAGCGGGAGCCAGUCGGACCAGCCAGGUGGAAAGGUCCCUCACAUUGUCCAAAAGGCCGCAGAUACGACGACUUGUACUUGACCUUGAUGAGGCGGCGCCAUAUGUGAGCGACGCGGAGCUGCUGGAUUUCGCUCCUCGCGCUGCUCGCAUUGUGAUGCACGCGAAACGCAUCAAGAACAAUGUGCACCCAGACUUCGCCCGGCUCUUCGGCACAUGCGUGACGAGUAUCUGGGGCUACCGCAGACUGAUGCAUCAGGUGGAACAGCUGCGGGCGGAGAAAUACGACUCGGAUAACCUCGACCACGAGCAAAAGCUGUUGCGAUUGUGGCAACUGCUGAUGCCAGACACUCCCCUCACCGGUCGCGUGACCAAACAGUGGCAGGACAUCGGCUUCCAGGGCGACGAUCCGAAGACGGACUUUCGGGGAAUGGGCAUGCUCGGGCUGGAGAACCUGCUCUACUUUGCCACUGCCUAUAACGACGCCGCCAAACAUGUGCUGCUGCACUCAAUGCAUCCCACCCUGGGUUACACCUACGCCAUUGUGGGCAUUAACCUCACCUCCAUGGCCUUCAAUCUAGUGAAAACGGGCGCCGCCAAAACCCAUUUCUACAAUUUGGUGGUGCAGCACAGGCAGGACUUUAGCACCGUGGAGGAUUUCCACAAGUUGUACUGCUAUCUGUUCUUCGAGUUUGACCGCUUUUGGAUGGAGAGCGACCCGCGAAACAUUAUGGACUUCCGCGAGAUUUACCAGGCAUUUGAAAUUACAAAACUAGAGGCCUUGCACAAUGAUAGCACUAUUUUUAAGACCAAUUUGGUUGUAGAAUCCGUCUAAAAACACGAAUAGGUCAAUUAAUGUGGAAAUGAAUUUGUAUCUCGCUGUAUCUGAAUAAUUUCUAACUCUGACGAUAUUGAAAUUGAAUGAAUCAGAUCAGUUUUAGACCAUUUAUGUAAAUACAUGUUUAGAGUGCGGCGAAAUAAAAUAAUUAUCUUUACACUUGUCAUUUUUCAA